UGUUAUGCGGUGAAAGGAGCCUGCCGGCUGCCUCGCCGACUAUAGCUAGGCAUCUUAUGCGAGCCGCAACACCGCUCAGCCGUAGUUCAGGUUUUUAUCUCAUUUGAUAAAGACGUAGCGCAGCGGUGUAGUAAUUAGAAACAAGUGAAUCAGGAUGGUUCUGAAACUCUACGUGGUGUCGGAUGGGCCGCCGUCGCUGUCAGUGCGGCAGGCUCUGGCCCUGCUUGAGAUACCCUUCCAGCAGAUCGAUGUAGACUUCGGCAAAGGAGAGCACAUGACCGAGGAGUAUGCGCUGAUGAACCCACAAAAGGAGAUCCCGGUCAUGGACGACGACGGUUUCUUCCUCAGCGAGAGCAACGCUAUCCUUCAGUACAUCUGCGAUAAGUACCAGCCGGGCACACCUCUUUACCCCGUGGAUCCACAGAUAAGGGCCGUAGUAAAUCACCGGCUAUGCUUCAACCUCUCCACCUACUACGCGAACAUAUCGGCUUACACGAUGGCGCCAAUUUUCUUCGACUACGAACGGACGCCACUCGGCCUGAAGAAAGUGCACAUGGCGCUGGAUGUGUUCGAGACGUACCUCACCCGCGCCGGCACCACGCACGCCGCCGCGGACCACCUCACCAUCGCCGACUUCCAGCUCAUCAACUCCACUAUGACCCUCGAAGCUAUUGGAUUUGACUUCUCCAAAUAUGAAAAGGUCAGCCAGUGGUACGAGGAUUUCAAAAAAGACUACCCAGAGCUAUGGAAGAUCUCGGAAGACGCGAUGAAGGAGAUCCGGCACUUUAACGCCAACCCUCCAGAUUUGAGCCACAUGAACCACCCAAUCCAUCCCGUUCGUAAAAUUAAGAAAUAAAUUUUGUAUAAAACAAGAAACUCGAGGGAAAAUACAUUUACAUCGCAUGAUUCGAUUACACGCCGAACGCCGACUGCUUUUUUGUUAAACCUAGAAGGCCGUCUGCUAAGUGUAGAUUAUAGGAUAGAAUCUUUCCUUCCUAUCGACGAGUUCAAUCAAGAAAAAGAAUAGCUGCUUUCUUUGGGAUUAGGCUUAGAUCCUAUCCCUGUCCCACUACUGUUCUCAUUGCUUAGAAUCUAUUUAUGUCAGCGAUUGUGCCAUUACUGCAAGCAAAUGUGUUUUCUCUCAAGUUUUCAAUAAUUAUAUAAAUAAAUGUUGACGCCACGCUAUCCUGAGCCGGAGACGCAUCGCCUCAUGUAUCCCAGACAGGCGUUGGAGCAGCAUUCCGAGUGGUUGAUGCACUGUAAAUAAAUUAAGAAUAUAAGAACGAUAAGAA
Molecule: messenger RNA, 1292 nt
Organism: Cydia splendana
Lineage: Eukaryota; Metazoa; Arthropoda; Insecta; Lepidoptera; Tortricidae
Gene: gfzf
Product: glutathione S-transferase 1-1
Exons: 6
Coding region: 155-856 (233 amino acids)
Biological process (GO): glutathione metabolic process
Molecular function (GO): glutathione transferase activity
Source: RefSeq, a predicted model, not a curated record